Molecule: messenger RNA, 2446 nt
Organism: Pungitius pungitius (ninespine stickleback)
Lineage: Eukaryota; Metazoa; Chordata; Actinopteri; Perciformes; Gasterosteidae
Gene: ptx3a
Product: pentraxin 3, long a
Exons: 4
Coding region: 203-1576 (457 amino acids)
Biological process (GO): innate immune response
Molecular function (GO): complement component C1q complex binding
Source: RefSeq, a predicted model, not a curated record
GAAAAAGACAGAGGUGGACCUGCAGCGCAGUAGAAAGAGAGACAGACGGGAGAGAAGCAGCAGAGAUUAAAAACAGCCAGUCGCACUCAUACAGACACACACAGACAGGCAGGUAGGGAGAGGACCUGAAACCUACCAGACACACACACACACACACUCUUUAAACUCUCUCUCUCUCACACACACACUCGGCAGCAGCAGCAUGUUCCUCCGGAGGCUCCCCCAGGCCGCGUGCGUGCUGUCAGCGUGCGUGUGCCUGAUCCUCGCCUAUGAGGAUGACGUGGAGGUCAACUACGCUGAUAACUACAACUACAACGAAAUCCCGGACGUGGAGAACCCAGAACCCACACCGAGUCAAGCCCCCUGCGUUUCUCGAGACCUGACCAGAUGGGACAAACUCUUCUCUAUGCUGGAAAACAGCCAGAUGAGGGAGAACAUGCUGCUUCAGUAUGCAGAUGACAUCAUCAAGGUGGAGAUGGCUUCACUGCGUGCAGAAAUUCUUAGGUUCGUAGUCCAGUUCGGCGGCUCCUGUGGGGCCGCAAUGGAGACAGCAGGGAGAAGGAUGGCGUCGCUGUUAGAGGGCCGCCUCAAAGAAACCAUGGAGCGCCUCAAACCCCGCGACUCGGCCUCAGCUGCCGCUGCUGCUGCUGCUGGGAAUCCUGUCCGGGGUUUUAACCAGCUGGAGGCCAAGCUACAGCAGCUUCUCGCCGCAGCACAAGCGCAAACCUCCCGACUCACCAAGCUGGAGAACAGCUGCCUUAGCCGCACAGCGGCGGGGAUGGGGUUGAAUACAAAGCCGGGAGCCAAGCUCCCAGAGGAGCAAGAGGUCACACCACAAGAGGCGGCUUUAGACGGGGUGCUGGCUGCGAUGCAAAAGACGAGGGUGGAACUGGAGGAGGUGCUGAGGUCAUCGAUGCAAAGAUUACUACCCGCAGGUUGUGAGACGGCCCUCCUCUUUCCCAUGCGCUCCCGUCGAAUCUACGCCUCCGUCAUACCCGACGCCCCUCUCUCCCUCUCCUCCUUCACCGUCUGCAUGUGGGUAAAGCCGACCGCCGCGUCCAACAGAACCGUGCUGUUCUCCUACGGGAACCGCCGCAACCCCUUUGAAAUCCAGCUGCUGCUGGGCCACACCUCCGCGCACUUCACCGUCGGAGGAGAGGCUCACCUGGUGGAGGCCCCCGGGGUGGUGGCGGCGAGUCCCGGAGGCGCACCCGAGUGGGUCCACCUGUGCGGGGCCUGGUCGUCCAGGCAGGGACUGGCGUCCGUGUGGGCAGCCGGCAAAAAGGUGGCCUCCUCCCCCGGGGUGGCGGAGGGACACGUCUUACCCGACGGAGGCUCCCUCCAGCUGGGACAGGAAAGAGGGGGCGGGGUCACGGGGCUCGAGGGAGGGUUCGACCCGAAGAUGGCGUUUGCCGGGAAGAUGACGGGGGUGAACAUGUGGGACAGGGCGCUGUCCGAGGAAGAGAUUUCCCAGCUGGCUUUGCGGGAGGGUCACGGCUCCAACCCAAGGGGGAACGUGGUGGCGUGGGGGGUGACGGAGAUGGUGCCACACGGAGGCGCUCAGUUCAUCAACUGACAGGUGGCGUAACUCUUCAUCGUGAUCUUCCUCAUCAUUGCGAACAUCAGCAAUCGUAAUAAGCUUUCGUGAUGAAACUGAAGAGAGCAACUUACAAAAUGCCUUUACCAUCUUGGUCCCUAAAUUUAAAAGUUUGACUUAUCAUGUGAUUUUUGUCAUCAUCAUCUCCAUCACUAUUAUUGCUGCAAUGAAUUUUACUGGAAAUGUUCGAAUGAGUGAAAGACAAUGCUGCGAGAGACUGAAAUGUAUUUUUGAACCAAGGUCAUAAUACAACAAUUAUUGACUGAUUGACUGUCAUCCGUCCCAAUUACAGUCGAAAGGAGAGGUUCACACAAUUGUGUUAAUGAUAUGUUGUCAUGGGCAGUGCAGCAUUUAAUACAGGUCUAUUUGCUGGACAACCAACAACUGCAGAAACAGCUUCAGACAACAUCGUUUUAGAAACUUUACUUCAAAAUGUUCUUGAAUUUCUGAAUGCUUUUAAAUCAUUUUCAAGAUCUUACAUUCCCAAACGUAUACUCAUCAAAGUGUUUACAUUCAUAUGUUAUUGUUAGUUUAUUUUGUGAGUUAACUUUAGAGUUAUAUUUGUGUGUUUUUUUUAAACUAGAUAAUGUAAUGAGUAAAACCAUUAGAUUUGUAACCUGAUUGACAUUUUUUUUUGUCAUUGUUAAAAGAAAAUGAGGGCAAUGUUUACAGACUAAUUGUUUUAUGAAAUAGCUUGUGUUAUAAUGUAAAUUGCUUUUACAGUUCUUGUGAAAAGGUGAAAAUGAAUGUAUUUUGCACAUAAAUAUAUUUUGUAUAACAUGACUGUGUGAAUGGAGAGUGAGGUAUGAAUAAACAUCUCAUGUUAUAAUAUAUUCUCUUUCAGUGUCA